UUUUCCCCUCCCGUCCAGUCUGACUCGGACAGCUGCGCUCAUAUUACCCUCCUGCUUAUGAUCCAAAAUCCCUUCGCUUUUCCCGUCUCCUUCAUAGUUUUCAUAAGCGGACUUCGAAGUAACUUUAGGUUUUCUGGACUAAAAAUAACCACCAAGAUGUUUUUAUCUCAAGACUCAUUUUGGCCAUUUCCCGCUGAAUAUUGAGCCUGCUGACAAUGAGCCUAUUUGCUCUAACUAUAAUACUUGCCCUGGGAAACAGAACACAGAAGGACAGGCAUCUGAGGAGGCCUCCCAGGCCUAUGUCCUGGCCAUUCAUCGGCAACCUGCUGCAUGUUGGCGAUCAAAUACACAUCUCUAUGACCAACAUGAGGGACAAGUAUGGCGAUGUCUUCCAAAUGAGAAUGGGCUCAAUUGUUGUGGUGGUGCUGAGUGCUUAUGAAACCCUAAGGCAGGCCUUGGUAGUACGUCAAGGAGAGAGCUUCGCAGGGAGACCUGAGCUCUUUUCAUUUUCGGCUGUGGCCAAUGGGACCAGCAUGACAUUCAGUGAAAAGUACGGCGAAGCUUGGAUCCUCCAUAAGAAGAUCUGCAAGAAUGCUCUGCGUAACGUCUCCCAGGCCGAGGCAAAGAGUUCCACUUUCUCCUGCCUCCUGGAGGAGCACGUCUGUUGUGAAGCUUCUGAGACGGUGGACAGACUCAAGGAGCAUUCAAAUUGUGAAAGCGGCUUCGAUGCCACCAUUGCCUUGAUUACUUCUGUUGCUAAUGUAGUCUGUGCCUUGUCCUUUGGCAAAAGGUACAGCUACAAUGAUGAAGAAUUCCUCAACAUUGUUCAAAUAAACAAUGAAGUCCUGAGGAUUUUUGCAGCUGGAAACCUGGCAGACUUUUUCCCCAUUUUUCGUUAUUUUCCAAGCCCAUCUUUGAAGAAAAUGGUACAUCACAUCCGUAAAAUUAAUGGCUUCAUGGAGCAGAACUUUAAGGAUCAUCUGAGGACAUAUGAUAAGGUAGACUAAUGUCCAAACAAGUCAAUUAAUUCUAUGCAUUCA
This is a messenger RNA of Paramormyrops kingsleyae, 1040 nucleotides long. It is a transcript of the gene cyp1d1, whose product is annotated as cytochrome P450, family 1, subfamily D, polypeptide 1. Lineage: Eukaryota; Metazoa; Chordata; Actinopteri; Osteoglossiformes; Mormyridae. The record is from RefSeq and is a predicted model, not a curated record. Gene Ontology annotation, biological process: hormone biosynthetic process; progesterone metabolic process. Gene Ontology annotation, molecular function: steroid 17-alpha-monooxygenase activity; iron ion binding; heme binding.